AUGGAGAAGGAGCAGGUAUGGAGAGGCCAUGUUGUGGUGAUCCCAUAUCCAAGUCAAGGCCACAUAAACCCUCUCCUCCAAUUUGCCAAACGCUUAGCCUCGAAAGGGCUAAAGGCCACAAUAGCCACCACCCAUUAUACUGUCAAGUCUAUAAACACCCCAAUUGUAAGCGUGGAAGCCAUCUCCGAUGGAUACGACGAGGGUGGAGUGGCUGAUGCCCCAGACACCGAUACCUACCUCAAGGCAUUCAAGUCCUUUGGGUCCAAGACGCUGAGCCAACUCAUCCAGAAAUCUGAAACCACAGCUUCCCCAGUCACCUGUGUGAUAUACGAUGCUUUCCUACCAUGGGCGCUUGAUGUAGGCCUCCUUACUUUGCCUAUUAAGAUGGAAGAUCUGCCUCUCUCCAUACCUGGACUUUACAAGUUGAACUAUCCUGACUUACCUGCUUUUCUCAAAGAUCCAGAUUCCCACCCUGCUUACUUGGCUAUGUUACUGGGUCAGUUUCACAACCUUCACCAAGCUGAUUGGAUCUUGGGCAACACUUUUGAUGAUUUGGAGUUGCAAUUCCCGGCAGGAGAAGGGAUAAGUGACCUAUGGAAGGGAACAUUGAUUGGGCCGAUGAUCCCAUCAGCUUACUUGGAUGGGCAAAUAGAGGGUGAUAGAGGGUAUGGAGCCAGCCUUUGGAAGCCAUUAGAUGACAAGUGCAAGAAAUGGCUUGAGCUAAAACCAGCUGGUUCAGUGGCCUACGUAUCAUUCGGAAGCAUGGUGGCAUUGACUCCCAAACAAAUGGAAGAGAUCGCAUGGGGGCUGAAAGAGAGUGGUAUCCAUUUCCUAUGGGUUGUGAAGGAGUCUGAGCGUGGGAAAUUGCCUCAAGGUUUCAUUGAGGCAACUGAAGAGAAAGGACUGGUAGUGACUUGGUGCCAACAACUAGAGUUGCUGGAGAACAAAGCAAUAGGCUGCUUUGUAACACAUUGUGGAUGGAAUUCGACACUGGAGGCUUUGUGCCUCGGUGUGCCCAUGGUGGGAGUGCCUAAGUUUUCAGAUCAAUACACGAAUGUCAAAUUUAUUGAGGAGGUGUGGGGUGUAGGUGUGAGAGCUAAGGAGGAAGAAGAUGGGACUGUGGGAAGAGAACAACUUUGGUUUUGUUUAAGAGAAGUAAUGAAUGGGAAGAGAAGCCAGGAGAUGAGAAGGAAUGCUGUUAAGUGCAGGGAAUUGGCCAAGAAAGCAAUUUCUGAAGGCGGGAGCUCAGACAACAACAUUAAUGAAUUCGUUUCACAUGUUUGCAGUGGUGGUAAGGAGAAAGUCAAGGAGGAGAAGCACAUGAAUGGAUUUUAGGUUAAUUAGAUAUUUCUUGAAUAAACUGAUAAAGGUUGUUUUGUUGUCAUUUUCCUUCUCUUGAGUCAUGAUUUCACUGUU
Molecule: messenger RNA, 1416 nt
Organism: Telopea speciosissima
Lineage: Eukaryota; Viridiplantae; Streptophyta; Magnoliopsida; Proteales; Proteaceae
Product: UDP-glycosyltransferase 74B1-like
Exons: 2
Coding region: 1-1335 (444 amino acids)
Molecular function (GO): UDP-glycosyltransferase activity
Source: RefSeq, a predicted model, not a curated record